CAAAUUCGACCGUUAUCCAUCCAUUCAUUAUUCCUCAUUUCUUCCAUCUACUUACCGAAACCAUCCCCCUCUUCCUCCAUUGAAAGAAAACAAAUCUUUUCGGAGAAAAGGGAGAAAAGAUGAUGACGACAACCGCAGCCAUCUCUUCUCCUCGCAGAGAAACCAACACCGCCAAAGCUCCUCACCCUCUCCACCAAAUCGCAGAGAACCCAACCCACAAGCUCCUCCUCAAGCAAUGGCUCAAAGAAGAAGAACUAAUCUCCCACCGCACCGCCCUCAAAGAAUCCCAACUCGAUUCCGUCCGCCGUGAAAUUAUAGCCCUCAGCUGCGCCUUCUUCUUAUUCCACUCCCUUUCGCUCAUCCUUCUCUUCUCCAUGGCAGCCCGGCAACCAGUCACGGCAUGCCGCCGCUCAUGGAUUCCCUGUCUCUGCUCCCUCCUCUGUUCCAUGACCAUUGUUUGGGCAAUAAGAUACAAAGCCGACACCGAAAGCCACCUCGAAAAGCUUCUUGAAAGGGAAAAGGAGGAUGGCCUGUUACUUGGAAAGUGUGUGGAAGAACUGAAGAGAAAAGGGGCAGAGUUUGAUCUGUUGAAGGAGGUGGAUGCGCUGAGAAGGGCGAAGAGCUUGAGGGUGGAGGCGAAGGGGAAUGGGAUUGGCGUGGCUAAAAGAUGGUCGAAGAAAGAUUUUGUUUUGAUGUUCUUCUUUGCAGCAGCUUGUGGGGUUUUGGGAUUGAUAAGGUUUGUACUUUGUAGCCGUUAUUAAAUAAUGGCUGUUUAGGACUUUCAGAGGGUUUUUUGGGUUCUUCAAUUAUUCUGAGGUUUUUGGGAAUUCAUAGCAGAAUGUUUUGUUCUGCGGAUUUCUAACUAUUUCUUUGCUUUGAAGUUUAUGUAAUAAGUUAUACUUAGGCUCUG
Phalaenopsis equestris is the source of this 910-nucleotide messenger RNA. RefSeq lists its product as uncharacterized. Lineage: Eukaryota; Viridiplantae; Streptophyta; Magnoliopsida; Asparagales; Orchidaceae. The transcript has a single exon. The record is from RefSeq and is a predicted model, not a curated record. The coding region runs from base 120 to 761 and encodes 213 amino acids.